Molecule: messenger RNA, 735 nt
Organism: Zea mays
Lineage: Eukaryota; Viridiplantae; Streptophyta; Magnoliopsida; Poales; Poaceae
Biological process (GO): fatty acid biosynthetic process
Cellular component (GO): mitochondrion
Molecular function (GO): acyl carrier activity; phosphopantetheine binding; acyl binding
Source: RefSeq, marked provisional
AAAGUGACUGAAAAGUCCCGCAUGUUCUCCUGCCUCCGCUCCGCCGCCGCAACAACCAUUUCCUUCUCUAGCCGCCGCCUCCGAUCCCCUCCCGAGGCUACAGAACCAGUUCAUCCAGGCGCGAAUGGCGGCGGCGAGGAGCCUGCUUCUGAGGCACCUCCGCUUGGCGGCGGCCCCGUCAGCGGCGUCCGUGAGGCCGACGGCGUCGUUGCAUGAGGCCCUGUGGGGGCAGCGGUGGAUGUCUUCGGAGGAUGCCAAGGGCUCUUUCCUGGACAAGAGCGAGGUCACUGAACGCAUCAUCAAGGUCGUCAAGAGCUUCCCGAAGAUCGAUGACCCCUCCAAGGUGACACCAGAUGCCCAUUUCAAGAAUGAUCUUGGCCUAGACAGUUUGGAUGCAGUGGAGGUUGUCAUGGCCCUGGAAGAGGAAUUCAGAUUCGAGAUACCUGACAAUGAAGCUGACAAGAUUGACUCCGUCAAAGUUGCAGUUGACUUCAUUGCCUCACACCCGCAAGCGAAAUGAUAAAGAUGCGUUGCCUGGUAUAGCAAAGCUAUAUCGUCAUUAAUCUCUGUUUAUGAAGAAAGUUCAGUUUGAAGAUGUACACUACCGUGCCCAUUUGGAUACUUCUGCUGAUGCUACUGUCCUUUUUGGAACGAAUUUUGCUACUGUGGAUUGUCUGCACUAAAUAAAAUGUUUGAACCUGAGAAGGAACUUGGAUGCCGUUUGGUUCACGAAAU